Vollenhovia emeryi is the source of this 1953-nucleotide messenger RNA. RefSeq lists its product as uncharacterized. Gene Ontology annotation, biological process: proteolysis. Gene Ontology annotation, molecular function: aspartic-type endopeptidase activity. The transcript has a single exon. The record is from RefSeq and is a predicted model, not a curated record. NCBI's taxonomy places the organism in Eukaryota, Metazoa, Arthropoda, Insecta, Hymenoptera, Formicidae. The coding region runs from base 1 to 1953 and encodes 650 amino acids.
AUGGACUUAAACGCCUUGCUAACGGCGCAAAGCGACGCUUAUGGUCGCAUCGCUCGUUCGGUCACCAACUUAAAGAAGAUGGGCGCGGAGAACAUUACGCUCCACGCCGUUGAGACACGCCUUCAACUCCUCGACAAGACAUGGGCCAAGGUCGAAGCACAGCACGAAGCCAUUCGAACUCUCUUCAAGGAGGAAUUUGAUGAGAGUGAGUACAAUCGAACGCAAUUCUUCGACACCAUCGAAAUUACUUACGUGGAAGAGCGAAGCGCGUUAAAUGAGUACUUAAUAAAACUUCAAUCCGCGAAUCCGUCAAGCGCCGUUCCUAGCAAGGAGUCCAGCAACGUUUCCUCCGUAUCGGCCUUACCUCGACUCCGAGUCAAGUCGUUUUCGGGCGCGUUCGAGGACUGGCCCACCUUCCGGGAUAGCUUCAUGUCAAUCGUCGGCAAAAAUAAGUCCAUCUCGAACAUCGAGAAGUAUCAUCACCUGAGGUACUCUCUCGAAGGAGCGGCUGAAAAAUUAAUCCGUCCAUUAGCCGUAAUCGGGGAGAAUUAUCCGCGCGCGUGGGCAAUGCUUAAAGAGCAUUACGAGAAUGAAAAGGAGGUAGCUCGCGCCAAUUUUGCCGCCUUCACCGCCGUCCCUAAAAUGAGGAGCGACACCACCGAGGAACUCGACCGCGUUUUCAACGCCGUAACUAGCGUUGUGAGCGGACAGGAGGGUAUCGGUAGGCCCAUCGAGACACACGGUUUUGAUUUACUCAACCACCUCGUCACCGAAAUGUUCGACCCGAAGACUCGCCUCGAGUGGGCGUCCUACACGAGUGAGUCCACCGACGUUCCGAGUCACGAAACCCUGGUGAAAUUCAUCACUCGAAGAGCGUUCACUCUCAAAGUCGCUAAGGCGACGACAGCCAAAACCUCCGGGGAUCCGCCACGAUCCGCAAGGUCCCAUCACGCCAAGGGGUCCCCCACAUCGUCUCAGUGUGUAUUGUGCAAGGGCAAGCACAAUGUGAUGAUGUGCGACGAGUUCAAGGCGAAGUCCGCGACCGACCGCAAAACCGUCGCGGAAACCCACCGGCUGUGUUUCAACUGCCUCGGUCCACACCAGAUCGCGAAAUGCCAGUCCGCUAAAACGUGCACCACGUGUAAAGCUCGACAUCACUCGAUGCUGCACGACGCGUAUGCCACCGUUAGACCCGCCGAAGCAAGCACACUCUCCGCUGUGCGCCGGGAUGAAGACACCAAGGCGAUUCUUCUCGCGACCGCGAGAGUGAACCUCGCCGACCGCCAUGGAACCCCGCACACGGUCCGCGCCUUGAUCGAUCAAGGGUCGGAGGUCUCGCUGAUCUCAGAGUCCCUUGUGCAACGCCUGCGCCUGCCACGAUCCAAAUCCUCAGUGUCAAUCUUUGGCAUCGGAGGGACCCGCACUGGGUCAAGCAGAGGGAAGGUCUCGCUCAGCCUCUCCUCCACUGUCAACGAGACGAAGUUGACAGCCGUUGCCUUUAUUCUCCCUCGUCUCUCACUUUACCAAGGUGCUGUAGUGCGGGACCGAGCCGCGUGGCCUCACGUGGAAGGACUCCAGCUGGCCGAUCCUGGGUUCCGAGCCAACGACCCGAUCGAGCUACUUCUCGGAGCGGAAGUCUGCUCCAUCAUUCUCGAGGAGGGCCUCCGCAAGGGAGGCCCUCAAGCGCCCGUCGCACAACGCACGUCGCUUGGCUGGAUCCUGUCCGGCGGGUGCGUUGACCCCCCGCUUCUAACGUCGCGCACGUCCUUGCAGUGCACGGCCGAGCACGAGCUCACCGCGCUCGUGCGACGUUUCUGGGAGCAGGAACAGGAAGCUUCCGCUCCCGUCGCCGCCACUCCCGAGGAACAGCUGUGCGAGGACAUCUUCACUCGCUCUCACACUCGCACCGACACGGGUCGGUACAUGGUGAGGCUGCCAUUCGCCUCGAUUUAA